This is a messenger RNA of Yarrowia lipolytica CLIB122, 2229 nucleotides long. RefSeq lists its product as uncharacterized. Lineage: Eukaryota; Fungi; Ascomycota; Dipodascomycetes; Dipodascales. Gene Ontology annotation, molecular function: dolichyl-phosphate-mannose-protein mannosyltransferase activity. Gene Ontology annotation, cellular component: membrane; endoplasmic reticulum. The record is from RefSeq and is a predicted model, not a curated record. Gene Ontology annotation, biological process: protein O-linked glycosylation via mannose.
AUGGCUUCCGCGACUGGAAUCGAUACUGGUAGCGACCAGCUGAGGCACCGAACGGGGCUUGCAGAGAAGCAGGCCAACGCUCUGUCCGCCACCCAUCACAAUGUCAUUGAGCCCGAGGACACAAAGACCCGAAAGGCCACCACAUCGACCGCCGAACAGGGCACCUUCUACGAGAUUGAGCGAAUCAUGGGCCCCAUCAUCUUCACCGCCCUGGCUCUCUUCACCCGUCUCUACCGAAUCGGCGUCUCUAACAUUGUCACCUGGGACGAGGCUCAUUUCGGCAAGUUUGGUUCCUACUACCUCAAGCGGGAGUACUACUUUGAUGUGCAUCCUCCUCUUGGAAAGAUGCUGGUCGGCCUGUCCGGCUACCUGGCAGGCUAUAACGGUUCCUUCGGUUUUGAGUCCGGCCACACCUACCCCGAAGAUCUCGACUACACCACCAUGCGAGUGUUUAACGCCAUGUUUAACGUGUUCUGUGUGCCCCUGGCUUACUUCACCGCAAAGGAGCUCAAGCUCAACGUGGCCACCGUGUGGCUCGUCACCUCCAUGAUCCUGUUUGAAAACACCUACGUGACUCUCGGCCGAUUCAUUCUGCUGGACUCCAUGCUCGUCUGCUUCACCUUCACCACCGUCUACGGUCUUGCCCGGUUCCAUAACCUGCAGCGAGAGCCCUUCUCCCGGCAGUGGUGGACCACUCUGCUGCUCACCGGCAUCUCCAUUGGUUGUGUGACUUCCGUCAAGAUGGUCGGUCUCUUUGCCACUGCUCUGGUUGGUGUCUACACUGUGGUCGAUCUCUGGAUCAAGCUCGGUGACACCAAGAUGCCUUACAAGACCUACUUCAUGCACUGGGUUGCCCGAAUCAUCGGCUUUAUCAUCCUGCCCACUUUGGUGUUCAUGGCUGCUUUCAAGGCCCAUUUCAUCAUCCUCACCAAGUCUGGACCUGGCGACUCCAACAUGUCUUCUCUUUUCCAGGCCAACCUGGAGGGAACCAACAUUGUCGGCGGCCCCCAGGAUCUCGCCUACGGCUCUCGAUUCACCCUCAAGAACCAGGGCUACAACGGAGGCCUUCUGCACUCCCACGUCCAGACUUACCCCGAAGGAUCCGAGCAGCAGCAGAUCACCACCUACCACCACAAGGAUGCCAACAACGAGUGGCGAGUCGAGACCCCUCGUGACCGAGAGGCCUACAACGCCAACACCUCCGAAAUUGAGCUGCUUAAGCACGGUGACGUUAUCCGAUUCAUCCAUCUGAAUACCGGCCGAAACCUCCACUCUCACCAGAUCCCCGCUCCUCUCACCAAGGGCGACCACGAGGUGUCUUGUUACGGAAACCUGACCAUUGGAGACAACAAGGACCACUGGAUCGUUGAGAUUUAUGACAAUUUUGGCCCUGGCGACAACAAGGUCGUUCACCCUCUGACUACCACUGUUCGAUUCAAGCACGAGGUUCUUGGCUGCUACCUGUCUGGCAAGGGCAACCAUCUCCCUCCUUGGGGUUUCAAGCAGGGUGAAGUCACCUGUUCCAACAAGGUUGGCAAGAAGGAUAAGUCCACUCACUGGAACUUUGAGCAGCACUGGAACGAGCGAAUGCCCGAUGCCAACAACACCAAGCCUCCUAAGACCUCCUUCAUUCGAGACUUUGUUCAGCUCAACGUUGCCAUGAUGGCCUCCAACAACGCUCUUGUUCCCGAUCCCGAUAAGCACGACGAGCUUGCCUCCGAGGCCUGGAUGUGGCCCCUCAACUGGGUCGGUUUGCGACUCUGUGGAUGGAGCAGCACCAUCAUCAAGUACUACCUGCUUGGUAACCCCGUCAACAUGUGGGGAACCACCUUCUCUCUGUUUGUGUUUGGCAUCAUGACUCUGGUCUACCUGAUCCGAUGGCAGCGACAGAUUCCCGACUUCUCCGACGCCCAGAUUGAGAAGUACAUGGUCUCCGGUAUCAUCCCCGCUCUGGGAUGGUUCUUCCACUACCUGCCCUUCAUCAUCAUGGGCCGUGUUAAGUACGUUCACCACUACCUGCCUGCUUUCUACUUUGCCACUCUUGUGUUUGGCUUUGUCGUUGACCACUUCACCUCUCGAGCUCCCGCCUCUGUCAAGUGGGGUGUCAACAUUCUCUUCAUCUCUGCCGUGACCGGUAUGUUUGUUCUGUUCUCCCCCAUCUCUUUCGGUAUGGAGGGCGAGCCCGGAGCUUACUCAUACCUCAACUGGCUCAAGGGGUGGAAGAUUUAG